Yamadazyma jaroonii is the source of this 2031-nucleotide messenger RNA. NCBI's taxonomy places the organism in Eukaryota, Fungi, Ascomycota, Pichiomycetes, Serinales, Debaryomycetaceae. The record is from the annotation of a GenBank genome assembly.
AUGUCAAUUGAUCAAUUAUCUGUUGCUACUAUUAGAACCUUAGCCGUUGAUAUGGUUAAUGCUGGAAAUUCCGGUCAUCCAGGUGCUCCAUUAGGUUUAGCUCCAUUAGCUCAUGUCGUUUUCUCCAAAAUGAAAUUCAACCCAAAGAAUCCUCAAUGGAUCAACAGAGAUAGAUUCGUUUUAUCAAAUGGUCACGCUUGUGCUUUAUUAUAUUCCAUGUUAUACUUAUAUGGUUAUGAUUACACUUUAGAUGAUGUCAAAUCAUUCAGAUCAUUAAAUUCUAAAACUCCUGGUCACCCAGAAAGAGGUCACUGUCCUGGUGUUGAAGUUACUACUGGUCCUUUAGGUCAAGGUAUCUGUAAUGCUGUUGGUUUAGCCAUUGCUCAAAAACAAUUUGCUGCUACUUACAACAAACCAGAUUUCACUUUAUCUGAUAACUACACUUACUGUUUCCUCGGUGAUGGUUGUUUAAUGGAAGGUGUCUCCGGUGAAGCUUCAUCUUUAGCUGGUCACUUAAAAUUAAACAAUUUAAUUGCUUUCUGGGAUGAUAACAAAAUCUCAAUUGAUGGUUCUACUGAAGUCGCUUUCACUGAAGAUGUUGUUGGUAGAUAUAAAGCUUACGGUUGGAACAUCUUAGAAGUUGAAGAUGGUAACACUGACCUAGAAGCUAUGGCUAAAGCCAUUGAAGAAGCUAAAAAAUCAACCGAUGCUCCAACUUUAGUUAGAGUUAAAACCACCAUUGGUUACGGUUCUUUAGCUGCUGGUUCUCACUCAGUUCAUGGUGCUCCAUUAAAAGCUGAUGAUAUCAAACAAUUAAAAUCUCAAUUCGGUUUUGAUCCAGAAAAAUUCUUCAACGUCCCUCAAGAAGUUUUAGAUUAUUAUCAAUCAAAAGUCGCUGAAAGUGUUAAAAUUGAAAACAAAUGGAACGAAACUUUCGAAGCUUACAAAAAACAAUAUCCAGAAUUAGGUUCUGAAUUAGAAAGAAGAUUAAAUGGUGAAUUACCUCAAGGUUGGGAAAAAGCUUUACCAUCUUUCACUCCUUCUGAUAAAGCUGUUGCUACUAGAAAAUUAUCUGAAGGUGUUUUAGAUGCUUUAUACCCAGUCUUACCUGAAUUAGUUGGUGGUUCCGCUGAUUUAACUCCAUCUAAUUUAACCAAAGCUACUGGUUCAGUUGAUUUCCAACCUCCAUCAACCAAAUUAGGUGAUUACACUGGUAGAUAUAUCAGAUACGGUGUUAGAGAACACGGUAUGGGUGCCAUCAUGAAUGGUAUUGAUGCUUUCGGUGGUAACUUCAAAGCUUACGGUGGUACUUUCUUAAAUUUCGUCUCAUACGCUGUUGGUGCCGUUAGAUUAUCAGCUUUAUCUCAACACCCAGUUAUUUGGGUCGCUACUCACGAUUCUAUUGGUUUAGGUGAAGAUGGUCCAACCCAUCAACCUGUUGAAACUGUUGCUCACUUAAGAGCUAUUCCAAACUUAUCUGUUUGGAGACCAGCUGAUGGUAAUGAAGUUUCAGCUGCUUAUAAAUCAGCUAUUGAAUCUACUUCAACUCCUCAUGUUUUAGCUUUAUCAAGACAAAACUUACCUCAAUUAGAAGGUUCAUCAAUCGAAAAAGCUUCUAAAGGUGGUUACGCUUUAGUUGAAGUUGAAAACCCAGAUUUAAUUAUCGCUGCUACUGGUUCAGAAGUUGAAUUAGCUGUUAACUCUGCUAAAGCUUUAGGUGAAUCAGGUAAAAAAGUCGGUGUUGUUUCUAUUCCAGAUUUCUUCACUUUUGAAAAACAAUCUGAUGAAUAUAAAUUAUCCGUCUUACCAAACGGUGUUCCAAUCUUAUCAGUUGAAGUCUUAUCACCAUUCGGUUGGUCAGCUUACUCCCACGAACAAUUUGGUUUAUCCAGAUUUGGUGCUUCAGGUAAAGCUACUGAUGUUUAUAAAUACUUAAACUUCACUGUCGAUGGUGUUGUUGAAAGAGCCAACAAAACCAUUGAUUUCUACAAAGGUAAAGAAGUUAUUUCUCCUUUAAACAGAGCUUUUUAA